This is a messenger RNA of Phlebotomus argentipes, 446 nucleotides long. RefSeq names its product coiled-coil-helix-coiled-coil-helix domain-containing protein 7. The coding region runs from base 107 to 358 and encodes 83 amino acids. NCBI's taxonomy places the organism in Eukaryota, Metazoa, Arthropoda, Insecta, Diptera, Psychodidae. The transcript has 3 exons. The record is from RefSeq and is a predicted model, not a curated record.
UUAAUGCUUAUCUCACUGGCCACCGCGGCGCUAAGCGUGGGAAAGUGGGUAAAGAUGUAACCUCAUUGUUUUGUUUACAUAAUUUGUGAGUAGAAAUAUCUGGAAAAUGCCGAAAAAUCCAGAUGCAGAGAAGAAUAACCCCUGUCUGAAGGAACAAGAAAUGUCGUACAAAUGUCUGGAUAAGAACAAUUACGAUCACGGAAAAUGUGAGAUGUAUUUCCAGAACUACAAAAACUGCAAACACUUCUGGGGAAGAGUGAUGAACGACCGGAAGAUUAAAGGCAUUCAACCUUAUCUUCCUAAUAUCGCCGAAAGAGAGUCUAUAAAGGCUGAAUAUAUGAAUGCUUCGCCCAAGUAGCACUUGUUAUCUCCAUUUAUUAUCUGAUUAGAGAAAUUUUACUUAUAAUAAAGGCAUAAUUUUUCUAUGAAAGUCAGGAAAGUAGAAG